Messenger RNA from Eurypyga helias (sunbittern), 591 nucleotides. RefSeq names its product transmembrane protein 247 (gene TMEM247). The transcript has 3 exons. Gene Ontology annotation, cellular component: endoplasmic reticulum. The record is from RefSeq and is a predicted model, not a curated record. Lineage: Eukaryota; Metazoa; Chordata; Aves; Eurypygiformes; Eurypygidae.
AUGGAAGAGCUUGAGGAAGAUCAGAAAGAUAUUCGACUUACUUUGCAGGAAGCCCAGAAUCAUGAUAACAAGAAGCAGCAGCAUGGAAACAUGCAGGGAGCCAUCAGAGAUGUGACAUCAUCUUUCAUCUCAGACAGUAUAACAGGGAGCAUGGGUACUGUGUGUCAUGGGGCACAUUUGGACAUGAGUGGAGGAACCCCUACUUUGCAGUCAGAAGUAUCCACCAGUGCAGAGGAGCUGGAACAGCUCCAUGGCAGGCAGGUCACCGCAGCCGAUAUUGAGCUUGAGAGGAUGAGGUGGGAUUUUGUGCUGGCUAAACUGAAAUAUGAACAUGAGGAUAAUGAAAAGCAAAGGCUUCAUGAAGAGAAUAUGGAUCAGAUUCAUCAACAGGCAGUACAAAGAUCGUUCAGUCAAGGACUUGAAGACCUACUCUGACCCUCGAGCCAGUAUGCCUUGUUCCUAUACUGCUUCAUCAUUAUUCAUGUUAUUGAUACAAUUGAGGAACUCGCCUUCUACAUUUUCCAAACCCAUUACCUGUUCUUCUUUGCUGUUGUGCUCUUUUUCAUUCUCGGGAAGAUUUUCCAGGAUUAA